CCUUUGUGGGUGUGCGCGAAGCAAGCUGUCGUCCGUUGCUCUCUGGAGUUGGUCUCGGAGAGCUGUCGGAGCCAGGCUGCCAUUUUGUCACUGGCGGACAUUGUGCUUGUAAACUGGAGCGCGGAGCGAGUACGCCCUGUUGCUUGCGGGCGGGACGCGACGCCUCUGCCCUAGAGCCGCCGUUGCCCUUUGGGCGGAUCCGGCGAGGAAAGGGAAAAGCCCCUGGGAAGAGGCCGCGGAGUUCGCCUGACGACCUUAGAUAGAUGCGCGGUGUGUUUCCUCUCCUCCCCUGAGAAGCCGAGUCGCUCUCGCAGGUUCAUGCGCCUCAGACGGGCCUGUUAAGUUGAUUUCACAGACUUUAUCAUCUUCCAGGAAGAAACAGGUGAUUAUUGCUGUGGGUUGAGCUCAGAAUGGCUGUAGUCAUCCGUUUACAGGGGCUUCCUGUUGUUGCGGGUUCUGCAGAUAUUCGCCGUUUCUUCUCAGGAUUGAAUAUUCCUGAUGGAGGUGUACAUAUCAUUGGAGGAGAAAAGGGGGAAGCUUUUAUUAUAUUUUCAACAGAUGAAGAUGCACGACAAGCAAUGAGCUAUUCAGGAGGAUAUAUUAAAAAUUCACGUAUAGAAUUUUUUCUCAGCAGCAAGACAGAAAUGCAGAAUAUAAUAGAAAUUAAUAGGAAAAGAUUUGAUCGUGGUGGAAGAGAGACACUAACUGGGUCAAGGCGAAUAGCUUCCAGCAACUCAGGAGCAUCUGGAGUUGGCAACCUUUCAAAUUUAGUUGCAGCUAUUAAGAAAGGAAUUAGUAAAUCAAGGUAUGAUUCUAUGGAUCCUGUGGAGCGUGACUUUCAUUCAAAUGGCUCUCGACACAGCAAUAUGGAUGUUUCAAAAUCAAAUUAUAAUCAGCCCAGGGGAGAGUCAGACAAUGUUUACGUAUUUAUACGUGGCAUGCCUUAUUCUUCAACAGAAGAUGAUGUGUUCACUUUCUUCUCUGGAUUACAAGUGGAGGAAGUGAUCCUGCUACAGAGCAAUGGUCGAAACAAUGGAGAUGGUGUGGUAAAAUUUGCUACGUCAAAUGAUGCCAGAAAAGGGCUACAACGUAAUAGGGAGUAUAUGGGUGCAAGAUUUAUAGAAGUGCACCCCUCUAAUGAAGGAACAUGGAUUAAAUAUGGUGGAAGACUGCAUGAAAAGAUGGAUUAUUCUUUCAACACUGAACAUUUUGAUCACAAACUGAAUAAAGAAUUCUAUUCUUCAAGCAGAGAACACUCAAGAAGAGAAUCAAGCUACUCAUCCUCAAGAAAACGCACACGUUCACGGUCUCCUCCAAGGAGGAUUAUGUCACAUACCCAUUCACAGUCUCCAACAAGGAGAGUUAUGUCACGUACUCAUUCACGGUCUCCGCCAAGGAGAGUUACAUCACGCACCCAUUCACGGUCUCCUCUAAGGAGAGUUACAACACGCACCCAUUUGCGGUCACCUCCAAGGAGGGUAAAAACACGUUCUCGUUCACCUUUCUGUGAAUCAAACCGAUCUUAUUCACCUCAUAACAGAGAGUAUUAUAUACAUAUUAAAAAUCUGUCUGCUGCUGUUGAGAAGAGAGAUUUGAUGGUAUUCUUUGGAGACUCAAAUGUAACUAGCAACCAGAUUACAUUCUUAAAGCCACAUGAUAAUGAAACACGUAACAAGGAUGCAGUUGUGAUGUUCAAAUCAGAGAAAGCCUAUCAGGCUGCUUUAAGUCUUCAUAAGCAUGGACUUUUUGGUCGACAAGUGCACAUUUUCCCAAUUUCCAAAACAACGGUGUAUCAGUUAACUGGAUCUUCCGUAACUAAAAGAUCACCAGAAAGACAUCACCAUGUAAAGGAAAAAAGUAAUCGUGAUGGGUAUUCUGUUUCAAAAACAUGUGUAUAUGUAAGAAACUUUCCAUUUGAUGUGACAAAUGUUGAAGUACAGAAGUUCUUUGCAGGAUUUAAUAUUGAUGAUAGAAAUAUUUAUUUACUUUAUGAUGACAAAGGAAUUGGACUGGGAGAAGCAUUGGUCAAAUUCAGAUCUGAAGAUGAAGCACGGAAGGCUGAAAGCUUAAAUCGUCGGCGGUUUUUGGGAACAGAGGUACUCCUAAGAUGUAUACCUGAGGAGCAAAUGCAAGAGUUUGGUAUUAAUGUUUCACUGAUGUCAGAUGAAAAGAUGCAGAGUCAUCUUCAUGCAUAUGAAAAAGAUGAACACUUCUACUCAGCUGGCUCACCAGAACCGUCCACUCAGAGUAACUUAAAGCAUGAUUAUAGAUGCCCAUCGGAUGAAUUUAUCUAUUCUCCUGAUAAUUUUAGAGGCCCUCCCCCAUUUACAGAGUUUGGCGAAGGUAUUCCUGGAAGUUUUCCGGAUAGGCACUUUAUGUCUGACUCUAAUUUCAGAGGUGGCUCAGAUCAUGUCACACUGAUUAAAUUAAAGAAUAUACCAUUUCGAGCUUCUCCUAAUGAAAUUUUGGAUUUUUUCCAUGGCUAUAAGAUCAUACCAGAAUCUCUUUCUGUGAAUGAGAAUGAAUAUGGUAUGUCUUCUGGUGAAGCUGUUAUUGCCCUGAUAAAUUAUAAUGAGGCAGUAGCUGCUGUUAAUGAACUAAACGAUAGGCCAAUUGGCCAACGUAAAGUCAGGUUAAGUUUGGUGUAGAUGAGAAGAUGCCUAGGAGACAAAGUGAAGACCUUUAUAGUAUUAAUACACGCAAAAUAACAGCAACAUUUUUACUUGGAAAAUGAAAGAAGUCACAUUGAGCUGUUUGUAAUUAGUUCAGUCCAAUUUUAAAGUUUCAGCAGACUUUUUAGAGUUGAAUCAGGGCUUUAAAGAUCAUAUUGGAUCAUCUUCACAGUUCUGCAAGGUGUUGCCUUGCAGUAUGCAUAUUUUAAUAUAAAAAUAUGGCAUUGCAUGCAUUUUGUUCAUUCCAUAGCUGCAUGCACAUUUAGUUUGUCUAAAUGAAUUGACACAGUUCAGAGCUAUUACAAAGCAUAGAUUGUGUCACCCAUGUAUAUACUAACAAGGUGAUCCACAGAUUUUGGAUUUUUGCCCACUGUCAUAUUCUGUGGUAUCUGGAAUACUUUUUGUUAAUAUCAGCUCGACAUUCCUUUUGAAAUAAAAGCACAUAAACUGUA
This is a messenger RNA of Varanus komodoensis (Komodo dragon), 3124 nucleotides long. RefSeq names its product RNA binding motif protein 12B (gene RBM12B). Gene Ontology annotation, biological process: regulation of RNA splicing. NCBI's taxonomy places the organism in Eukaryota, Metazoa, Chordata, Lepidosauria, Squamata, Varanidae. The record is from RefSeq and is a predicted model, not a curated record. The transcript is spliced from 3 exons. Gene Ontology annotation, cellular component: nucleoplasm; ribonucleoprotein complex. Gene Ontology annotation, molecular function: RNA binding. Bases 411 to 2648 code for a protein of 745 amino acids.